Molecule: messenger RNA, 813 nt
Organism: Phytophthora sojae
Lineage: Eukaryota; Oomycota; Peronosporomycetes; Peronosporales; Peronosporaceae
Exons: 1
Coding region: 1-813 (270 amino acids)
Molecular function (GO): DNA binding
Source: RefSeq, a predicted model, not a curated record
AUGGAGAAGCGCCCAAUGACGUUGCCAGACGAUAUGAUCGAGGAAGAGCUCGAGGAGAAAGCGCCAAUCCCAAUGCUUUCGUCACCGCCGAUAGAGCUUUCUCCGGCGGAAAGCGAGCCGCUGACCAUGCAGGGCUUGCUUCAAGCAUCUUCGUUACUCCCAGAGAGCGCACCCACACCCCAGGAGGUCGACUCACCAACUGCAGGCCCGCAGCUUAAGCGCAAGUCCAAGCUGCUGACAGUUGCCAAGAAGCUCGAGCUGUUAUUGUGUCUGGAAGCUGGCGAGACCCAAGCCAACGCCGCGAAGGCGUUUGGGGUCAGCCCGGCUGUGGUGACCAACAUCAAGCGGGACAAGGCGCGCAUUCUGACGUUUUGCGUCGAGGCGACGACGGAGUCGCAAAUGAGGCGACAGCAUUUGACAGUGUCCCACGCUCAAGAAACCAAGCGCUCCCGUGUCACGCUGCCUUUUGUUAUCAAGAUGGAGGUCAUCGAGCGUCUGGAUGCUGGCCAUCGGGUCUGCGAUAUCAUGGAGGAGUAUGGAGUCACGGUACUUACAGUCGCCAAUCUACUCAAGAACAAGGCUCGUAUUCAGGAUUAUGUUUCGGCUGCUGCAGACGCUACAGCGCUAAUGAAGAAGAGCUUCCCGAGGAUCGGUGCGGCCUCCGACGUUGGUGAUGCUGGUGUCAGUGAGAAAGCUCCCUCUAAGCGCAAGCAUGUGACGACAACGCUCCGACAGAAAUUCCAGAUUCUCAAGCGUUUGGAUGAUAGUGAGAAGCCGGAAGAAGUCGCAAAUUGCUUUGACAUCAGCAUGUAG